Messenger RNA from Adineta ricciae, 1365 nucleotides. NCBI's taxonomy places the organism in Eukaryota, Metazoa, Rotifera, Eurotatoria, Adinetida, Adinetidae. The record is from the annotation of a GenBank genome assembly.
AUGACUGAAGUUAUACAUCGUUUAACUGAACUAAAACAUUUGCGUAUCUCGUUCUUCGGUUGUCCUGAUGAUGACGCUUGCAAUCGUCUCAAUCAUCGACAUACCGUUUUCAUGUUGCUCAUCUUUUCUGCUGUUCUUACAUCUCGUAUAUUCAUAUCUGAUUUAAUUAUAUGUUGGACACCAGGUGAAUUCACAGGUAACUUUGUUUCAUACACACGGCACUAUUGUUAUGUAACCAAUACUUAUUACAUAUCAAUGAAUGAGACAAUUCCAACGUUAGCCGAUGCGCACAUACGCCGUCGACGCUCGAUAUACUACUAUCAAUGGUUACCGAUUGUCCUCGCUCUUCAAUCUCUUUUGUUUCUCAUUCCACGUUUGAUAUGGAGUGGUUUCAGUCCUCGCUGUGGAAUUAAUCUUCAACAUUGUUUAUCUCCGAAAUUCGAUUAUCGUACAAGUCGAUACAAAGUUCAACACAUAACAACAAUGUUGAAUCUUUUAGCACGUUCGCAACAACAUGAUUUUAAUCGAAUGACAACUAAUGAACCAAGUGGAGCAUUGACUGCAACUAAUUUAGCCGCACAUAAUUCAUCCGUAUUAAAAUUCUUCCAUAUAUUUUGCAUGCCAUUUAUCUUCGCGACUGGCAACACAGCUCAUGGAUAUUAUUUAGCUAAUCUAUUCGUUCUUGUGAAAAUUCUUUUUCUUAUUAAUUCAUCAUUACAAUUGUUCUUCUUGAAUACAUUAUUGACGAAGAAUUCCGUCUUAUAUGGAUUAGAAGUUAUUGAUAAUAUCCGUCGCGGAGAGUAUGUGAUUGGCACGCGAGUAUUUCCAUUGAGUGUUUAUUGUGAUUUCAACAUCGUUAAAAUCGGACAACCCACACUUUAUACGGUUCAAUGUCUGUUACCAAUGAAUGUGUUCAAUGAAAAGAUUUUUACGAUGAUUUGGUUUUGGUUAGUUUUCCUGACGAUAAUCAAUUUCAAUAGUCUUCUGUUAACGAUCAUUCGCAGUAGUUUCAGUCAAUUUAAUUAUGCUUACGUUGCGAAUUAUUUGAAUUUAUACUCGAAAACAGAACGAUUCAAACGACAGAUGCUUGUUAAACGUUUUAUUUUUAAUUACUUGUCAGCCGACGGAGUUCUUGUUUUACGAUUAAUCUCCGAAAAUAUCAGCGAUCUACUCACAAGCGAGGUCGUUAACGAACUCUGGAAUGAAUACAAGAAACUCUCAGGUCUGUCUACGAAAAAUCGUGAAAAAUAUCUGGCAAAUCAACGACUGAAGACUGUUCAAUUCGCAGCAGCAGUCCAAUCGGCGCAAGGAGAAGGAGCAGCAGCACCAACGCGAGAUAUCUAUAAUCGCUAUGUAUCAAAAUAA